Messenger RNA from Momordica charantia (bitter melon), 1093 nucleotides. RefSeq names its product FER-like regulator of iron uptake (gene FRU). Gene Ontology annotation, cellular component: nucleus. NCBI's taxonomy places the organism in Eukaryota, Viridiplantae, Streptophyta, Magnoliopsida, Cucurbitales, Cucurbitaceae. The record is from RefSeq and is a predicted model, not a curated record. Gene Ontology annotation, biological process: regulation of DNA-templated transcription. Gene Ontology annotation, molecular function: sequence-specific DNA binding; protein dimerization activity; DNA-binding transcription factor activity.
AAUCAUCACUUUAUCCAAUCCAUUCAUUCAAAACUUGAGAUUUCAAACUUCAAACACCAUAAUGUUUGACAUGGAGCCAAUUGGGAAGCCAUUAAUGAUGAACAUCAACGACUUCGAGCUCCAAGAUUUCAUUCACGGCGACAACUUUGAUCAAUACGUGAAUCUCAUUCGUGGGGAGCCCGAAAAUCCAACAUUCAACUUUGAUCUUGAAUACAUGCUAGAUUCCAAUAUUGUCAUGAAUUCUGAUCCCAAUUCUCUGUUCGGUUCAUUGGAGAGUUUCAACAGUAUUAUGAGAGAAGUUGAAGAUGAAGACGAAGACGAUACUUCUGUGGAGAAUUCUUCCAUCACAACAACAACAAAGAAGCCAAAAGUUGACAGAUCAAGAACUUUGAUUUCUGAAAGAAGGAGGAGGGGAAGAAUGAAGGAAAAACUUUAUGCAUUACGCUCAUUGGUUCCAAAUAUAACCAAGAUGGAUAAGGCUUCCAUUGUUGGAGAUGCAGUGUUGUAUGUGAAAGAGCUUCAAAUGCAGGCCAAGAAGCUCAAAGCUGAGAUAUCAGUUUUGGAAUCCUCCAUUAAUGAGAUACAAACACACCAUCGACCAACUGAUCAAAGCCACAGAAAGAUUCAAACUUCACGCUCUGACCAGUUCCUCCCCAACAAGAUAAUUCAGCUGGAUGUGUUUCAAGUGGAGGAAAGAGGGUUUUAUUUGAGGAUGGUGUGCAAGAUGGGUGAAGGAGUAGCCAUGUCCCUUUACAAGGUUCUUGAAUCUCUUACCAGUUUCAAUAUCCAAAGCUCCAACUUGGCCUCUGCCUCUGACAGAUUCAUCCUCACUGCUACAAUCAAUGUGAGAGAUUGUGAGGUGGACAUGAACUUGCCAAAUAUGAAGCUUUGGCUUACUGGGGCACUUCUUAACCAUGGAUUUGAGUUCUAAUCACAUCCUAAUCUCUCUCAGUUUAACCCUUUAAAACCAAUACAGAGAUUGUAAGUGUUUUAAUGGGCAACUCUAUACUGGAAGAUGACUACAAGCCCAUUUGAAGAAUAAUACUUGAGUGUUUACCAAUCGUAUUCCUUUCUUUUUUACUACUAUUAAAAU